Messenger RNA from Racocetra persica, 173 nucleotides. The record is from the annotation of a GenBank genome assembly. NCBI's taxonomy places the organism in Eukaryota, Fungi, Glomeromycota, Glomeromycetes, Diversisporales, Gigasporaceae.
GAGUAAAAACUGAUGUUCCUAAUUUUGAGAAGCAUUUUGGCUUAAGGAAAUUAGUUAACACUAUAGCUCACGAAAUAUCUCAUUGUUUACUAGCAAAUUUUAAUCUUUUCUUUGGUUAUGACCAUGGCGAGGAACACAAAAAGUUAACAAAAGAUGUAGAAAUAUUUUUGUGA